This is a messenger RNA of Nicotiana tabacum (common tobacco), 2604 nucleotides long. Lineage: Eukaryota; Viridiplantae; Streptophyta; Magnoliopsida; Solanales; Solanaceae. The record is from RefSeq and is a predicted model, not a curated record.
CGAAAGAAUCCACUUUGACAGGCGUGAAGUAAAAGCAUCGAAAGGCGACCAAUCUUAAACAGAUAUAAACCCAGUUUUCUCGUGUAUAAAUUCAACAAUCAGAUCAACUCCAUAGCAUUCUUAUUUAUCCGAAAAAUAUCUUAAUCCGACUCCAUCUCCUAUCUAUCUCUCAUACACUUAACAUAAAUCCACAAUCAAAUUCCCCACUAUAACACACACCCAAAUUAUAAAGAGAGAAAUUUUUCGUUCUGUGGUGUUUAUUAUUGUUUGUGGGUUUUGUAAAUAAAUGGGGUCAGAAUCAGAUGAGAGGGAGGUGAUAUUGGGUGUAGAUGGGGGCACCACCUCCACUGUGUGUGUUUGUAUGCCACUUCUUCUCUUUUCCGAAUUCCCUGAUCCUCUUCCAGUUCUGGGCCGCUCCGUUGCUGGUUGUUCCAAUUUUAAUAGCGUUGGAGAAGAUGUAGCUAGAGAAACACUGGAAAAGGUUAUGGCAGAAGCAUUGCUUGAUGCUGGUGUGAAACGAUCAGCUGUUAAAGCAGUGUGUUUGGGUCUAUCCGGUGUGAACCAUCCAACGGAUCAGGAGAAAAUAUUAGGCUGGUUGAGAGAGAUCUUGGUUACUGAGGGAGAGUGCGAUGCUCAAUGACAUCUGCACAAAUGAGAAUUAUAUAAGGAGUAUUCAAAUUUCUUAAUAGUUCAUAGUGUGUUUUCUCUCCUAUAACCUUCAUGAUUUUAGCACUCAAGGGUGUGACGUAAUAGCCAAUGAAGUGGGUUGAGAACCACGAGGUCUCAUGUUCAAAUCACAGCACUAGUUGAUUUCUUCCUGUUUGUCCAAGCCUUGGUGGACAGAGUUACCCAUCACUUGUGUUGGUGGGAGGUAGCAGGUAACCCGUGGAAUUGGUCGAGGUGCGCGCAAGCUGGCCCGAGCAUGGUUAUAAACAAAAAAGACCUCAUUUUAUCAAGGCAAUCUAGAAGCUAUUUAUACUGAUCUACCCUGCACAUACUUGGGAAAAUACACCAAUUUUGGAAAGUAUGUGUCUUCCUUUCUAGCCAAGUGCUCUGUUCCUAUUGCUAAUGUCAGUUUUAAAGUAUUGACCUUUGCUUAGCAUAAUUAAAACCUGAAAAUCCUAUCAGGAAAAUUUAGUCGGUUUUAUUGGAAUGCGUUAUUUUCACUACUCUAGACCUGUCAAGAACUGCCACAAGCUUUUCAAAGGUGCUCAAGCUUUUGAGGAGUCUUAAGUUAUACAAGAUAAGAACCUGAAAAUAAGCCCACUAGUAAAUAAACGUUUAUUUAUCCUAAAGUUCCGGUACAUAUGAAUACAACAAACCCAGUACUUUCCCACAAGUGGAGUCUGGGGAGGGUAAGAUGUACGCAGCCUUACCCCUACCCCGGAAGGGCAGAGGCUGUUUCCGGUACUUAUGAAUGAGAAAUAUAUUCCUCUGCUCCAAAUGCUCUAUAUAAACCUGAAUAAUCCUAAAGUUCUAGACUUUUGGUACAUAAGAAUGUGAAAUUAGUUGCUAUAUUUUUCUGCCCCCAAUUGAUUCCUGAGUAAUGAAAGUCUCAAGGUUCAGAUUUGCAAUUUAAUGAAAUUUAAGUAAUAGUACAACAACUAUGGGUUGAUCCCAAGUUUGUCGGGGUCAGCUGUAUGAAUUAUUACUUUCUUUUUUUGGCUCCACUUGGACCAGUUUCGUAUUCAAGUCCUAUGUAUUUUUAUAUUGUGAGAAUUCACAUCGACUGGUGCCACGCUGGCCGAACUGCAACUCUUCUGUCUCAUCCGAGUUUGGGACAAGCGGACAAGCAUAGUAAACAAGCUCACACGGCCACAAUUAGUUUCUUGAAGUCCAGUUAAUCGAGGAAAGAAAUUAAUUUGUUGACAUCUUUGUGUAGAAUCUCAUGAGUGCAGCUAUCAGUUCCAUUUUCAGACUACACAGGGCAGUAGGUGAAUAACUUUAACUUUAUCUUCAAACCUGAUCUUAAUGCAAAUAAGAGGACAGCAAAACCAUUAACUUAUUUAAACUAACAAGACCUAGUUUACAGUAAAACCACUUCAGUAAUGUUAACUGCUUUGUUUUCUCAGUAACUGAGAAAUCUGCUGUUUCCAGCUUAGAAACUUGGUGGAGUAAUGGGUCCGCGUCUUUACCCUUUUCCACUAAAAAAUUUGACUUGUCCCACCAGCCAGGGUUCAAACUCGUGAGGUGCUCUUGGCUUACAUCCCGUGCUGUACUACCUUUGCCAAUGAAUCAAAGCCCUGGGGGCUAUAGUACCAAGCAGUUUAACAUAGUUGUGUCUUAUAGGCUAACUGUUUCAAAACUAUGGGACAUUGGGACCUUGAGCUAGUUGUUCCAAGAUUAUGGGACAUUUGGACCUUGACAUGGGAAAUACUUUAUACGCGUGAUAAUGAUGUAUCUAGAAUAUUUAUUCAAAAUGUCUAUGUUAGAAUAGCUAUGUGAAUAUUUUUUUUUUGAUAAGGUAAAUUGUAUUAAUCAAAAGGGAGAGAACUCCCGUAUACACGAAGUAUACCAAAGACGUAGAUAAUUUACAUCAGAACAUGAUUCUCUACAAAAAACGCCCAAUCUUCUAUACAAGUAGGGGCUAAAUGAGUGCACCAA